This is a messenger RNA of Guillardia theta CCMP2712, 1329 nucleotides long. RefSeq lists its product as hypothetical. Bases 1 to 1329 code for a protein of 442 amino acids. Lineage: Eukaryota; Cryptophyceae; Pyrenomonadales; Geminigeraceae. The record is from RefSeq and is a predicted model, not a curated record. The transcript has 4 exons. Gene Ontology annotation, molecular function: calcium ion binding.
AUGAACGUCGAACUGUUCGAUCAAAUCGACACAAACGGGGAUGGUUUCCUGUCCGUCAAAGAGAUCCAACAAGCACUGACCAGCCCUGAAGUUAACGACACGAUAAGAGUGCUGUUUGAGACAUUUGACGAGAACGAAGAUGGCCUCAUUUCUCGAGACGAAGCAAUGAAGAAACUAGUACAGAUACCUGCGGGAAAGGAAAAGCUGAUCGAGCAUUUCAACGCAAUAGACGUGAACGGCGAUGGAGUCUUGACGUAUGAAGAGUUUUAUGAAGGCAUGAAGGACCAGAUGCCGCCAGAUGAGAUCGAGCGAGUCUAUCAUCAACUCGACAAGGACAACGAUGAGUGCAUCACGUUGGACGAGUUCAUCAUGUCUCAGAUCAUGAUGUGUCAUAGUAACCUCAAGUCCUCCCAAGUCAACAUAGAUCGCAGCACUGCCUGCUUGACCGAGGUCAUGCAAAACCUCCGCCGAGGCGACAAGAUGGGCGCUUGCAUGAAGAUGCUUCAAGAUGCUCGGAAGCGACAGCUGAUGACGACGUGGCCGUCCAAGAAGGCCCUGUACAAGAAGACGCCGCUGAGCGAGUACAAGACCAAGGUGCAGGAGAUCUACGAGUUCUACUCCAACGGCCAAGACUUCCUCGACAAAGCGGGGGUGAUCGAGGCGCUGGGCAAGUUUGGCAAGCAUGUGGACGACACGCAGCUGAGCAAGCUUCUUGCUCAAGUCGGGAGCGAGGGCGAUGCCGGCAUUGACAGGGAGCAUUUCGUGCUCAUCACUUACAAGCUCCUUGCAAAGUCAGUCAAGUCGAAAGCCGAGCAGCGACUGGCGGCAUUAUCCAAACCCAAGAACAAGACCGGAGAGCUCACCGUCGAAGACCAUCUGGAGGAGAUGGAAGCUCAAGCCAAGCAGUCCGAGGCUCAGGACAAGCCGAAGAAGUCAGACUCCAAGGGCGCAGGGAAGCUUGUGAGGAGGGCAUCGAUAUCCGGAGUUGAGAAAGUAGCCAAAAAGACUUCUGCUGAGCCGAAGAUACAACGAACCUCGUCGUCAGCUGGACUAGCCAAGAAAGCCCCUCCCAAUUUACAACGAAGUCAUUCUGUCCCACAGAUCGUGACCUGCCCGAUCCGGUUCGAGUUUGACCGCCUAGACUGCAACGGCGAUGGGACGCUGUCGCACGAUGAGCUGUUUGAAGGGCUCAAGCACAGGAUGGAGCAGGAUGAGCUUGCCGAGCUUUUUGACUUCAUGGAUAGCAACGGAGACGGGAUGAUAACGUUUGAGGAGUUCUAUGAAGCGAAGAAGAAGAUCGCAGAGAAGAAGCCUCAUCUAGCGUUUUGA